CGAAGUGCCGAACCGAUGCACUCUAACCGAAACUGAAGGUGAAAUAAACCCGACGGCACUCCUACUCCAACUUCGAAUUACUCAAUCUCGUCGGCGCUAUUCUCCAUGGCGGAGGUUCAAUCAAUCCGACUCAGUAUACCAGAGUACCAAGAACUGGGACUGCCGAAAGAUGGAAUUGCUGUCAAUCAACCAUCCCUCAAACCGAAGAACUGGCAUUGGUGGCUCUUAGUGGCACUAAACAUUGCCUUUCUUCUGAUUGGUCAAUCUGCUGCUGUUCUUCUAGGAAGGUUCUACUAUGACCAAGGUGGAAAUAGUAAAUGGAUGGCAACACUUGUCCAAACUGCAGCAUUUCCAAUCCUUCUCCUCCCAUUGUUUCUCUUUCCAUCCUCCCAAAAUCCUUCUACAACUUCCACCGACUCUGCACAGCCUUCUAUUGUUACUGUUGUUGUAGUUUAUCUGUUCCUUGGCAUACUUAUAGCUGGUGACAACAUGCUGUACUCAGUUGGGCUCUUGUACCUUUCUGCCUCAACCUAUGCCCUCAUCUGUGCAAGCCAAUUGGCUUUCAAUGCAGUCUUCUCCUUCUUCAUCAAUUCUCAAAAAUUUACUGCUUUAAUACUUAAUUGUAUUGUUCUCCUUACCUUAUCUGCCUCCCUCAUUGCAGUCCGUUCUGAUUCUGCAGAACCUGAAGGAGUCUCUAAGGGAAAAUAUGUUCUUGGUUUUCUAUGCACACUUGGUGCAUCUGCUGCUUACUCCCUAAUACUUUCCCUCAUGCAGCUUUCCUUCCAGAAGGUUCUGAAAAAGCAAACUUUCUCUAUAGUCUUGCAAAUGCAAAUAUUUACAUCCCUAGUUGCUACUUGUGCUUGCAUUGUGGGUCUUUUUGCCAGUGGUGAAUGGAAGGGCUUGAAGGAAGAAAUGGACCAAUUUGGCAAGGGGAAAGUAUCUUAUGUGAUGACUUUGGUUUGGACAGCUGUCUCUUGGCAGAUUUGCUCUGUUGGGGUUGUGGGUUUGAUUUUUGUGGCAUCUUCUCUCUUUUCCAACGUAAUUAGUACCUUGGCUUUGCCUCUUGUUCCCGUUGCUGCUGUGAUACUUUUGCAUGACAAGAUGGAUGGGGUGAAGGUGGUGGCCAUGUUGUUGGCAAUCUGGGGAUUUGCUUCUUAUUUAUACCAGCAUUAUAUUGAUGAUUCUAAGCUGAAGGCAAAACAAACUAACAUCAAUGAGGUAACUAAUGGUUCUAUGUCUUGAGAGAGAGAGGUAUCAUGUCUUAUUUUUGGUGAUAUAGGAUUAUUUUCAAAUGUUGUCAAACAUAUUAUGUUGGAGGUAUUUAACCCAUUCUCUUUUUUAUUGUGUUGGGUGCCAGUUAUAAAUUUGUAUCCCAUUUGUAUAAUUGGUUAAUUAGGGGUCAUGGCUUGGUGUAAUGGUAAAGCCUAUUGCCGACAAGCUUGUCUCUUUGUGAAAAAGUAAUGCCAAUGAUUAAAUUUGUACCCAGUCCACCUCUCCCAAGACCACAAAUACCCCUGAAAGACCAUUUGGUUCACUUGAUUUGAUUAUUUGUAUAUGUUUACUUUUCUUUGGUUAAUUCAUACUUCUCAGAAAUAAAAGAUACAAUGGGGUGAGAGGCCUGAAGCCUGAACAUUCACUGCAAUUCUUGUGGCUGUUGAUUUGAACUUCUGAAGGAUGGCUCUUGGCAAUUAUUUUGUGCGCUUGGGGAGUUACAAUUUUUUACCAACAUUGGGUAAUGGACAUGUAUGAUGAUGAUGAUUUGUUAAUGGCCAUGUAUGACACAAAGUUGAACAUGAGUUGAUCAGACCAAAUUUCAGUC
Molecule: messenger RNA, 1819 nt
Organism: Nelumbo nucifera (sacred lotus)
Lineage: Eukaryota; Viridiplantae; Streptophyta; Magnoliopsida; Proteales; Nelumbonaceae
Product: putative purine permease 11
Cellular component (GO): membrane
Molecular function (GO): purine nucleoside transmembrane transporter activity
Source: RefSeq, a predicted model, not a curated record